This is a messenger RNA of Linum tenue, 3027 nucleotides long. The record is from the annotation of a GenBank genome assembly. NCBI's taxonomy places the organism in Eukaryota, Viridiplantae, Streptophyta, Magnoliopsida, Malpighiales, Linaceae.
CAGCCAGAUAGACGACCAGCGAACUGAGAAGAGUGGUUUCGUCGACCAGACGAAAGAGAGAGAGACGCCACCACUGAGAUAGAGGAGCCACCGCCGUCGGAUUGUCGAAGCCCACCGGCCACCGCCGUUUCGUCGGGCAUCGCGGUUUCUGGCGGCUCGACGAGAACAGGCCAGCCGCGAAUAUUUUCCUCGCCCGCUCAUCUUCAAACUGCUAAACUCUACGAUUAAAAAAAAAAAAAGAGUCGAAAACCUUUCCGCCCAAAAUAAAAACCGGGAACUGGGCUUUCGGGGUUUAGGGUUUAUCGAGUGCUGAAGCCUGAAAUCCACUAGAUAACCACCAACUACAGUUUCGCAAACCACCGCGGGAUCGGCUUCCUACUGAAACGGAAACCGACUGAGCUGAAGAACCAUCGUGAGAGUUAGAUGGACCUCGACGACUUCGACGACGUGGACGCGCCGAAGCAGGCUCCCGCGCGAGCUGCCAAGUUCUUGCCGAAAUCCUCCAGGUUCAAACCGCAACCGAAGGGGAAAACGGCGGCGCAGUCUUCAUCGAAGCCGGAGGACUCUGUCGCCAAAACUGAGCCCCAAGAACCGCUACCAUCGGCGCUACCAUCGGCUCCGGCAAGUAAAGAAGAGGAUGAAGACAUUAAACCUAAAUUGGAUGCGGCGGCCAAGGCGGAAGCGGAGGCAUGGCUGGAGAUGGAAGUUGAUGCUGCAAAGCGAGAGGCGGAAGACGGGAAUGAUCACAUGGAUGUUGAUGGAGGGGAGGAAGGAAAAGAAGAUGAUGAUGUGAUUGUUCGUGAGAUCGACGUAUUUGUGACUCCCUCAGUUGACACUGACACACAGUUGUAUGUUCUACAAUAUCCUUUGAGGCCACGGUGGAGGCCGUAUGAAUUGGAUGAUCGUUGUAGAGAGGUUAGAGUGAAACCUUCCACAUCAGAAGUCGAGGUUGAUUUAUCCAUUGAUGAUUCUAUGAAUUGGGAUGCCGAUUAUGCAAGAGCAUUAGAGAUGACUAAGCGGACUUUGUCAUCUGUGUGGGCACCUCCUACUGCACGUGCUGGCUAUGCUGUUGGAGUUCUUAUUGGUAACAAGCUACAUCUGAAUCCUGUUAAGGCAGUGGUGCAGCUUCGACCUUCUCUGAAGCACGUUGAGUCCAAAGACGCUGGUAUUGCUAUUAAACAAGAAGAAUCCAGUCAGACAAAACGUGCUGGUCCAUCAAAAAAGCAGAUCACAAAGACAGAGACUGUAAAUGGGCAAGUUUCGGAUGCUGGAGAGACCUGGGUUCCACUUAAGUAUCAUGACUCCAAAAGUGACAUGUCUUCCACAUAUAUGGAGAAAAUGGUGACACAAGAGCAUUCUCCCAUAGAUUUCACAAUGAGUUCGUAUGACUAUAUGAGUUCAAUGUGUCCUGGAGCAUCCAACAGCGCUGAUAAGCCUAAAGGUCCUUCCAGAAGGUUUUUGCUUUCGUUGCCGCUUGAAGAGCGCAUACAGAAAUUGCUCAUGGAGGGACCCGCACUUCAGAAGUUUGGCGCUAUUAAGCACUUUGCUCCAGAAAGCUCGAGUGAAGACCUCUUAACAAUGCUAGAGGAGCAUGGGCAACUAGUGCAGGGACUUUGGACUGCAAAAACAUCUUUGUUGGUCCCUCCAAACGAUAGACCUAAACAUCUGGCUAGGGAUUAUGUUCUUCUUAAAUUUAAUGAAGGUCUAGAGAUCAGCUCUUCCAUAAUAAGAGUCCAUCCAAAGUUUCAAGAAGAUAUGAAACUCUUCCUGAAUACAUUUGGUGUUGAAAGACCCUCUUUGGGGGAUUGGAAGUUCAAGGAGCAAACAGACUGGUCAUUUAUAAAACAGUUCCCUCGUGUUGUUGAAAAGUACAAGAAGUCUUAUGAAAGUGCAUGGAAAAACAUCAGUGAAAUACUUAGUAAAGUUGGCAGGGUGGGUUCUAGCAACAAGAGCACAGCAAGGGGAAAUGUGCCAAGUAAUCCUGCAAAAAAAUUGGGUUCUGAUAAAAGCACAGCAACAAGAACAGCUGCUUCAAUGCCUACAAAGGGAAGCAUAACUCGAGAAACUCAAGAAGUUCUGAAAAAGGUCUUACCAAAGAUUUUCCAGACUCACAAGGUUUGCAGGUAAUGUAUUGAUCACUUUUGACAUUUUGAAUCUAGUUGGAUCUUUUUGGUGGUUCAACUUGAAGCUCUGUCCACUUUGACUCAUUAUCUUCUAGAACUGAACAGCUUUCUGGACAUAUGAGGUUGAAACAAGGAAACUGGAAUUCUCUCAAACCAUUAUGGCUUGGGGGGUUUUAACUUUUUAGUUUAGCCGUGUGUUCAAAGAGUUGGUGUCAGUUGAAUAGUUUAUUCUCUUUCCCAAGCAUUAUGAAGUUUUCUUUUUUAUUUUGUAGUUACCAAUUCAUUUGCCAAAAUUUGAGAGACCAGGCUGUCCAGACGGCUACUCUUCCAAAGGCUGACCCGAGAGUAGCCAAGGCCGCAGCAUCUGCUGCUGAUGCUCCCCAAGAAGAGUUUGAAGAAGUGAUAAAUGAAUAUGCGACCAAAAUUCAUGGUUUUUAUGUCUUGAAAUCAUCGCCUGACCACCCAGAAUUUGACCCAUUGAGGAGAGUUGUCAUGGAUCUUCUCAUGGCUAGAGGGCCUAAUGCAAAGCUUAAGAAGGCCGAAAUCAUGGAGGCAGCUCAGCUCGCACUCAAAAGAACAGUCCCUAACAAUGAGUACCAGAAGGUAGUUACAGAACUUUGUGAAUCAAAAGGUUCUGCUUGGAUGUUGAAAAGUGGAGACGGGAAGCCAUCAUGACGAUCGUAGAAUCUGGACUCGGUGUAUUUUUCUAGUGCACCUAGGAGAGAACCCACUGAAUCUAAUUUACAAUGUUGGACCUUGAUGCCCUUUUCUCGGUACGUAUAUAGAUAUAUUUGCUUCCAAAAGAAGUUAGAAACUUUGGGUACUUGGUUAUGCGCAAUCUGAAUCGAAAUGUCAAUAUUAUGGUAUCAAUUGAAGAUCACUGUAAGAGAUGUUCUUGCUGGUU